AUGCAAAUGUCAAAUUAUUGGAGGUUGGAUGAAUUUAAUUGAAAUUGAAGUUUAAAUUAUGUUCCAAUAACACAAGAUUCGGAAACCUUAGGAGAUUAUAUUAAUUUCAAAGAUGAAUUUAAACAUAACUAACGUUGGAAAGUUUGUCUGGAAGUCUCAAUCUGUUCCAGGUUAUGGGUUCCAGCAAGUCCGAAAUAAAUGGGCCAAUUGGCUCAUGAUUCGCGAUGUCAAAAGAAGACGAAUGAGCGCUGAAAACUUUUUGGAAAGAACCAGAAUUAAUGCAAUGAGAAGAAAUGAUGUGCUGCCAGUAGAAAUUAGAGAGCUUGCUGAUAAAGAUAUUAAUAAGUUUGAGAUGAAUGCUAUUCCUUUGAGGAUAAAUAACAGAUGUGUUAUCACAUCCAGACCUCGGGGAAUUGUGCCCGAAUGGCGCAUGAGUCGUAUUGUAUGGCGCCAUUUGGCAGACUACAAUAAACUCUCCGGAGUCCAGCGAGCAAUGUGGGGAUAAUAUUGUUUUUUGGAGAUAGGAAUAAAUAGACUUAUAGAUUAUAAUUAUUUGUUUAGAUA
Molecule: messenger RNA, 564 nt
Organism: Papilio machaon (common yellow swallowtail)
Lineage: Eukaryota; Metazoa; Arthropoda; Insecta; Lepidoptera; Papilionidae
Gene: mRpS14
Product: 28S ribosomal protein S14, mitochondrial
Exons: 3
Coding region: 113-505 (130 amino acids)
Biological process (GO): translation
Cellular component (GO): ribosome; mitochondrial small ribosomal subunit
Molecular function (GO): structural constituent of ribosome
Source: RefSeq, a predicted model, not a curated record